CCUCAAUCCUAUCUCCAGUAUCAUGUCUCAGAGUUCCCCAGAGCUACCGUUGGAAUCGAGAGGUUUUCGCCUGCAGGACUUAACAUCUAUUCCUCCCAAAGAACGACAAGCCCUCGUUCAAAGGGUGUCAAAAAUUGAACGCAAGAGUUUUCCCUCCAGCGAAGCUUUCGACUUUGACACCGAGCUUAAAAAAAAGAACAUUAACCUGAUUCUGGCCCUGAAAGAACUCAAUGGAAAUGAUGAUCUGCAAUUGGUUGGGUAUCUGGUUUAUAUUCGCAUGAAGAGGUUGGCUCUGCUCCACAAAAUUUGCGUCGUCGAGCACGAGAGGAGGAAAGGCAUCGGCAAAAGUCUUAUACAUUCCCUAGUACUCCGCCUUAAGAAAGGGGGCUGUCGAAGUAUUCAUUUAUGGGUUGAUGAAGGCCGCGACCAAGCCCGCGCCUUGUACAAGUCUUUCGAAUUCCAACAGAUGGACCGAUGUGCCGACUAUUAUGGGCCUGGGCGGACUGGUUUGAGGAUGCAGCUAAUAAUCGAAAAUUGAGUGUAAUGUUUCCUAGGUUAGAAGGUG
Messenger RNA from Lindgomyces ingoldianus, 565 nucleotides. RefSeq lists its product as uncharacterized. The transcript has a single exon. The record is from RefSeq and is a predicted model, not a curated record. Gene Ontology annotation, molecular function: acyltransferase activity, transferring groups other than amino-acyl groups. The coding region runs from base 23 to 538 and encodes 171 amino acids. Lineage: Eukaryota; Fungi; Ascomycota; Dothideomycetes; Pleosporales; Lindgomycetaceae.